Messenger RNA from Camelus dromedarius (Arabian camel), 2100 nucleotides. RefSeq names its product meprin A subunit beta (gene MEP1B). Lineage: Eukaryota; Metazoa; Chordata; Mammalia; Artiodactyla; Camelidae. Gene Ontology annotation, molecular function: protein binding; zinc ion binding; metalloendopeptidase activity. The transcript has 14 exons. Gene Ontology annotation, biological process: proteolysis. Gene Ontology annotation, cellular component: membrane. Bases 1 to 2100 code for a protein of 699 amino acids. The record is from RefSeq and is a predicted model, not a curated record.
AUGGAUUCUUGGGGUCUGUCUUCAUUUCUGUUCUUUGGUGUUCUCCUCCUGGUUUCUGGCUUGCCAACUCCGGAAAACUUUGAUAUAGAUGGUGGAAUGGACCGGGAUAUAUUUGAUAUCAAUGAAGAGCUGGGACUGGAUCUUUUUGAGGGAGACAUCAGCCUUGAUGAGGUGCAAGAAAGAAAUUCCAUCAUCGGAGAAAACUACAGGUGGCCUCAUACUAUUCCAUAUGUCCUGGAUGACAGCUUGGGAAUGAAUGCCAAGGGAGUUAUCCUCAAAGCGUUUGAACGCUAUCGCCUGAAAACAUGCAUUGACUUCAAGCCUUGGUCUGGAGAAGCCAACUAUGUAUCAGUGUACAACGGCAGUGGCUGCUCGUCUUCAGUGGGAAAUCAGCGUGUUGGGAUGCAAAAACUCUCCAUCGGGAAGAACUGUGACAAAAUAGGAACAGUUCAACAUGAGUUUCUCCAUGCGCUGGGAUUCUGGCACGAACAGUCGCGUUCCGAUCGGGAUGACUACAUCAGCAUAAUUUGGGACAGAAUUAUGACAAACAGAAAACACAAUUUUAUCAUCCGUAAUGACCAAGAAUCGGACUUCCUGAAUGUUCCCUACGAUUACAAUUCAGUAAUGCACUACAGUAAAACUGCCUUCAAAAAUGGAUCAGAGCCAACAAUUGUAACGAGAAUCCCGGACUUCAUGGAUGUGAUCGGCCAACGAAUGGACUUCAGUGACUUGGAUAUCUUGAAGUUGAAUCGACUGUAUAACUGUACCUCUUCCCUGAGCUUUAUGGACUCGUGUGAUUUUGAACUGGAAAACGUGUGUGGUAUGAUUCAAAGUUCAGAAGACAGUGCUGACUGGCGAAGGGUCUCCGAGGCUCCUGGGGGCCCAGAGAGUGAUUAUUCCAACAUGGGCCAGUGCAAAGGUGCUGGCUUCUUCAUGCAUUUCAACAGGAGCUCCGUAAAUGAGGGGGCCAGAGCACUGCUGGAAAGCAGGAUCCUAUACCCCAAACGAGGGUUUCAGUGCUUGCAAUUUUAUGUGUAUAACAGUGGGAGUGAAGGUGACCAGCUGAACAUCUAUGUCAGGGAGUAUUCUGCAGCCAGUGUGAACGGCACUCUAACCCUUGUGGAAGAAAUAAAAGAUAUACCCAUUGGGAGCUGGCAACUUCGCCACGUAACUCUGAACGUGACCAACAAAUUUCGAGUGGUGUUCGGAGGGGUCAGAGGUGCUGGGGCCUCACUGGGUGGCCUGUCUAUUGAUGACAUCAAUCUUUCGGAAACACAGUGCCCCCAUCACACCUGGCAUAUAAGGAAUUUCACUCAGCUCCUCGACAGUUCCAAUAGCUCUCUCUUCAGCCCUCCAUUUUAUUCUUCUAAAGGUUAUGCCUUUCAGGUUUCCCUGAAACUAACGAAUUUGACUAACGUAGGAAUAUAUUUCCACUUGAUCUCUGGAGCCAACGAUGAUCAGUUACAGUGGCCAUGUCCUUGGCAACAAGCCACGAUGACAAUCUUGGAUCAAAACCCUGACAUUCGACGGUGUAUGUCCAGGGAGCUGAGUAUCACGACAGACCCAUUUAUGAUCAGCGGUAAUGGAAACUAUUUUUGGGACAGGCCUUCCAAAGUGGGAGGAAAAGCUUUUUUCUCUAAUGGAACUCAGUUUCGAAGAGGUGGGGGCUAUGGAUCCAGCACCUUUAUGACCCUGGAGCAGCUGAAAAGCAGAGAUUUUAUAAAAGGAAAUGAUGUUUAUAUCCUACUGACAGUGGAAGACAUAUCCCACCUUAAUUCUACACAAAGCCAGCCAGUCCCAACCUUCAGCAGCGAUGAUCUUUGUGCAAGCUUCCGAUGUGAGAAUGACGGUAUCUGCAUUGUCCGAGAAGGCAAUGCUGAGUGCAGGUGUCCGUCGGGGGAAGACUGGUGGUACAUGGGAGAAAGGUGUGAACAGAGAGGCUCCAGACGAGACACCAUCAUUAUUGCUGUUUCUUCCACGGCUGCUAUGUUUGCCCUGAUGCUGAUAAUCACCCUCAUCAGUGUCUACUUUACCCGGAAGAAGUAUCAUACAAAGACAAGUUCAAACACAGCAAAUACGACUCUGGAAAAUGUAAGUUGA